Messenger RNA from Lachnellula hyalina, 525 nucleotides. RefSeq names its product Coactosin (gene coaA). NCBI's taxonomy places the organism in Eukaryota, Fungi, Ascomycota, Leotiomycetes, Helotiales, Lachnaceae. Gene Ontology annotation, biological process: regulation of actin filament polymerization. The record is from RefSeq and is a predicted model, not a curated record. Gene Ontology annotation, molecular function: actin filament binding. Bases 1 to 525 code for a protein of 174 amino acids. Gene Ontology annotation, cellular component: plasma membrane; actin filament; site of polarized growth. The transcript is spliced from 3 exons.
AUGUCCGGCGCAAACUCCCCCGAAAUCCUCGCAGCAUACGAAGCCGUCCGCUCAGACAAGGACCCAACGAACUACCUCAUAAUAAGUUACGCCUCAGCAGUAGGCGACAAACUCACCCUCACCAGCACCGGCACAGGCGGCCUCAGCGAACUAUCCUCCGCCCUCGACCCGGCACAAGCGCAAUACGCAUACGCGCGCAUCGAGUACGCCAACGACACGGAAAGCAAGCGCGUGAAAUUCAUCCUUGUGAUAUGGAUCGGCGAGGGCACAAAGGUCAUGCGCAAGGCCCGGGUGAGUAUUGAGAGCGGCGAGGUCAAGCGCGUGCUGGGUCAUCAUAGUAUACAGGUUGAUGCGAGGGAUAAGGGGGAUUUGGAUGAGGGGGAUAUUGUCGUGAGGUUGAGGAAGGCGGGCGGCGCGGAUUAUAAUGGGGGGGAGAGGCCUACCACUAAAUCUACAUACAUCUCCGAAGAUCGUAGCUUGUGCGAAGUUAAGGGAAGCGAGCUGAGUAUGGCUAUUGAGUUGUAG